Molecule: messenger RNA, 3439 nt
Organism: Biomphalaria glabrata
Lineage: Eukaryota; Metazoa; Mollusca; Gastropoda; Planorbidae
Exons: 5
Coding region: 245-2989 (914 amino acids)
Molecular function (GO): 3'-5'-RNA exonuclease activity
Source: RefSeq, a predicted model, not a curated record
UUCAACAGACGCUAUUCUCACGCGCCACGAGACUGCGUGAGAAUUGGUCCUCCAUAUUCGGGCGAGUAUCGUCGUUAUCGCCGGUAAACUAAUUAAAGCGUAAUUUUUUAUUUAGUAAUCGAUACUAAUUGGGUGUCAUCUGAAUCAGAAAGAAAAGCCGAUUAUUUUGAUACCAACUUUACCCGCGUGGUUUUGUUCGUUCUUUUUCUUGGACCUGUUGAAAAUAAGCUCUUUGCCUUUGGAAAUGACUUCAUCACCUGAUUUGGAUAGCUUCAUUUCUACUUUUGCCAAUGAUGCUGAAAAGGGAACUGUCAGGAAUGGGUAUGCCCUUUUUUUGUACCAACGGAAUGAGUCCGAUUUGAAAGUAACUGCUACACAGAUUGAUCAACUUUUGCAGAAGAGGGAUAGCAGUUACACAUCAAAGCAGCUGACAGUAUUGCAGAAUCUCAAGUAUAUGAUGAAUCAGAUAAAUUCCUGGAAAAGGCGGUUGAGCUCCAACUGGAUGCGGAUUCAAGACCUUUUGGAACGUCCUGUGCAAGUGCCAAGAUCAAGAAAGAAGCAGAUGCCCUCAACCAGUUUGGCUGAAACUGAAGAUGUGCUGGAAGAUGUAGACCAUGCUCAAGAGAUCUCGACUCCUGUUCAGAAGCUACGGAACGAUUGUGAACGAUGUGAGACAACAAGGCAAGAAUGGAUAGAUAAGUAUAAUGUACUGGAUAGUAAGUUGAAGAAGAUGAGGGUAAGUUUCAAAUCUCUUUCUGGACUUUAUAAAGUUAAGCUUGUAAAUAGAAUGAAAAACAGGAAAAAUGAGGUGAUACGGAAAUUGAGGCAAGAAAAUCAAAGAUUGAAAGUAGAACUAAGAGUGGCCAAAAAGUUUAAACCUAAAACAUCUGUUGUAAAUAAAUCUUAUUAUAAAGAAAAACUUGUAUUGUCUAGGAAGGAGUUGAAAAAUGUUAAGGAUAAAGUGAACAGAAUGGUGGCUAAGUUAAGACAGUUAGAGGAACAAAGAAAAGAUUUUGAGUUGGAUACCACCAGACUAGAGCAUGUAGAAAAAGAUGUUGAGUGCCUAAAAAAGCCUACAAUGUUUGACCCUUCCACUAGGAAAUGUAUAUAUAGCUGUAUUUUGCAUCAGGUUCCGUUUGAGAAAACUUGUUCGUUAAUUAAAUUUAUUGUCCAUGAACUAACAGGAAUCUCUUUCACAGCUCUACCAUGUACUGGGACUAUAUCUAAUAUGGCAUUAGAGCUAGGAAUCCUCUCUGACCUUCAAGUUGGUGAGCUAAUGUUUAAAGAAAAUGAGUUAACACUCUCAUGGGACUCGACACCACUUGAUGGUCAGCAAAUUAAUUCCUGCCAUAUUUCCUCAAAGCAUCAGAACCUGACUCUGCAAACUUUUGGAAUGCCUGGCGGAACAACAGAGGAUUAUCUAGAGCACAUCCUAAAUGCCAUACAUGAUAUUGGUUGUCAGUACUCUACCUACCAUGGAAUACAGCAACAUAUUGUACUGUACACUUUAUUCAAAUCUUUGCAGGCAACAUUAACUGACAGAGCCAAGGUGAAUAAGUGUGUGUCUGACAAGCUGGAAGAAAUGGUUGAUAGGAAGCUAGUGCAGUUGAAAUGUUUCUUGCACCCUUUAGAUGGAAUGGCUUCUGAAGCCCGGAAAGAGCUUAAAAAGUUGGAUGUCGAUUGGAGUGUCAGUACCUCAUUGUAUGGACAUGAAGGCUCUGCAGCUAAUCUUGUUCAUGCCCUGUCAAAGUUAAGAUACAAGGAGAACUCAAGAGACCCCAAAGGCUUUAAGGCAUAUCUGCUGAGGGAAGGUCUUAAAAAAACUUACAUUCCUCGAUAUGUUGGAAAUAGAUUGCACGUUUUAUUUCUGCUUGCUGGGAUAAUCUACAAGAUUAAAGAUUCCUUGGCAGUCUAUUUAGAAAAGUUCUGCAAGUCUAUGAAACUAAGAGAGGCAAUAGAGAAAGAUUUGACCAACCCAGAUGUAAUGGUGCAGAUAAGAGUCUUAGGUCUUUUUGGGAAGCUCUUGACGGGUCCAUGGAGGAAACUAUUUUACAACAAGUCCAGUGGUUUGAGAGAACUGAGCCAUUUGGAAAUGACCCCUUUUGUGAGACGAAGCAUCACUACAUUGAAGGAGCUUCAACUAAAUCCUGCUUCGAUCCUCACCCUGGAGUUUGAUGUUUUUGGACACCCCUUACUUGUUGAUGAUGUGCUUGUUGUGUUAAGGGAUGUGGAGCUUCAGCCUGGAGAACGGUUCUUUAGGACAGUAUCUGUCUUAGCGUCAUGUUUUGUUAAGGUUCUAGAAAGGCAGUUAGAUGACUAUCUAACAGGGGAUCUGGCUAACCCGACGGAAGCUAUGAUGCUACAAACAUCAUCUGCCCCUUUACAUAACAUUCAUAGUGAGAGGGUGCUGGGGAUGGUAGACAGUCAAUUUCACAGGGCCCCUAAUGCUUCUUUUGGUUUCGUUGAUGCCAAGGUUAAAUGCCAAGCCAACAAAACAAUGGACUGGUUGCUGGCAAAACCUGUUAAGGAGCAGGGCAGCUUAAUAAAAUUUGCAGUAAGGCAGGCUAGGAAGCAGAGAAAGGUUUUAGAGGAGAGGGUGCAAGUUAUGGGCAAGACUAUAAUGUCUAGACAGAUUGUUAUAGGUCAGAAAAGGGAUAAGACAGAAAGGAAAAAGGUUGAGAAAAAAGUUUUGGGGUGUUUAGAGAAAGAUGCAGGAUUUGGAAAUGAUAUUUUUGUUGCUCUUUCCACAGAGACCAAGCUAAUAUUGUCUUCCUUGCUUUCAGAAAGAUUUGACUGCCUUCCUCUGUCUAUCAGACAUGUGUGGGAUGUUGAUGGGAAAGAUCAAGUGUUUGAUGGAAAGAUAGUCAGAUAUGUGAAGAAAGGGCAGAAGAAGUGCUGCAGGAUUGUAUGGGACAGCGAAGGCCAGACAGACAUCCCUACAACUCAAAUUAUUACAGAUGUUGUUAUGGGAGAUUUCCAUUUUGUAUAGUUGUAUUUGAAUUUGUUUUCUAUUUUAUUUUGUUUCAUUUUAAUUUUAGUUUUAAUUUUGUUUUGUUUUCGUUUAAUUUUAUUGUUACAAUAUUAACCAUUUUUAAUAGAAAAAAAAAUAUUAUUGGAUUUAUCUCAAAUUCUAUUAAAUUAAUUGAACACUCUUUUAAUUCAAUCAAAUUUAAAUUAGCUAUCUAUAGUUGUAAUACCAGGACUUUUUAAAUAAACUUUUAGAAAUUUCAAAUAAUAAUUACCUAAAUCAGUAUAUAUUUUCAACCAUUUCUUAUUCAUACUUUUUGUUUUUGUUCAUAUUUAAUAUUAAUUUAAAAUAUAUAAAAUAAAUCUACAGUAUUUAUAGUAAAAAGUAAAAGAAUUUUUAAUUAAAUCAUAGCAAUUUAAAUUAUUGAUUAGGGUUUUUUUUUUUCAUUAAAUGAUAGCAUUUUAGAAAAUA